Carassius auratus (goldfish) is the source of this 1129-nucleotide messenger RNA. Its product is annotated as UPF0711 protein C18orf21 homolog. The transcript is spliced from 3 exons. The record is from RefSeq and is a predicted model, not a curated record. NCBI's taxonomy places the organism in Eukaryota, Metazoa, Chordata, Actinopteri, Cypriniformes, Cyprinidae. The coding region runs from base 98 to 433 and encodes 111 amino acids.
UUAUAUCUCCAAACAUGAAGGGCUCUGUAGUAAACAUAUCUGCUCUCACCUAAUCAUCUACAUUUCAGCUUGCAUCCACCUGUUACUUCGACAAGCAAUGGCUGCCUUUGUGUCGAUGGCAACGUGUCACACCUGUAAUAAGAUGUCCAGACAACCUGGAAUGAAUCGGGAGCUUUUGUCUACAUUGCCAAGGAACCGAAGUGCAGGCAAACAAAGAACUCCACAGUCAGCCAGUAGGUCUACUCUGAAAUCUGUAAUGGACAGAACACCAAGUGGUACCCCACGGUCAGUAUCUUCAAACACCGGCUCAUCAUCAUCAAAGUCUGGCAGUGCGAAGCUGUCGCUUUUCGCCCGCCUCAAGAAGAUCCUUAUGCUGGAAAACAAACAGAAGAGCAAGAAAGGUGGUCUGAAGGACUUCCUCUCAUCUCUCUGAAGACCUUAGGGCCGCUAAAAUGAAAGACUCUGGCCCACUUUGAGUGGAGCGAUUGAAAUUAAGAGCAUGAGAGUUGCUGAGGAUGAAGAUCACUUCUCCUUGUGUAUUGCAAUGCCACCUAGUGGAGGAGACAUUAGCCUGGAUCAUAUUGAAGGGCAGGAUAAUAUUGAACCGAAUGUCUCCUUUCCUUCUAUAAAGUGUCUGUUUCUGAAUCCUUGUGAAUGAGUGGGGGAAAAAAGUCAUUUUGUAGGGGAGUGUAACUUGUGCUACAGAACCAUGCUGUGACAUUUUGUAGUUUUUUUUUAAUUUGCCAUUUAUUUUCACGUUCCCACAUAUUGUUCAUUUUUUUACAAGAAAAAAACAACUUUUAUAUGUUGUGUGUUUAAUGUUAAUGUUGUAAACUUUGAAUUCACACAUUUAUAUCUGCAGCUCUUAGUUUGGGUCACUGAUAUUAAAAGAAGGUUUGUCUUUACAAUUGGCUUGCACACUGAAUUAUUAUUAUUAUUAUUUGUACUCUUAUAAAAUUUGUACUGGGUUGUUUACAUUUGAUGGCUUAUUUGGCAUCAAACUAUGAAGAAAUGACCAAAAAUAUUUCAUACUGACUAUUUUUCUUCUCAAUACUUUUAAAAAGAAAGAUCAUGUUUUUUGUCUUCUUUGAUCUCUGACUGAUAUUUUUUUAAUAAAAAGUAAAAUAAU